Molecule: messenger RNA, 2686 nt
Organism: Austrofundulus limnaeus
Lineage: Eukaryota; Metazoa; Chordata; Actinopteri; Cyprinodontiformes; Rivulidae
Gene: cbln12
Product: cerebellin 12
Exons: 3
Coding region: 487-1086 (199 amino acids)
Biological process (GO): maintenance of synapse structure
Cellular component (GO): synaptic cleft; glutamatergic synapse
Molecular function (GO): protein binding
Source: RefSeq, a predicted model, not a curated record
GGUCACUCAGUGGAGUUGUUCCCCUAAUCCAUCUCUCCUCCUCACUCCCUCCUGGGUCCUACAUCCCCUGAAUCAUCUGUUUGUUUUAUCUUCAUCGCCCGUCUUCAUCACAGCCUCCUCUGCUGGCUUUUGAGUCUGAACUCAGAUCUUCUCCCUCAUCCCGGUUUCAACUUUUUAUUCCUUCAGGCUAAUUUUCUGCUGAGGAACUCUGUGAAAUUUGUUGUUUUAUCACUCUAUGUUUACACAGGACGCUGUGAAGAGUUGGAUACAUUAGGGAAAAGUAGAAAAACCCCACGACAAGCCUCUAAUCGUCAGCCAUGAAAAGUGAACCAUUCUGAGCUUCAACUGGACCAUCUGCUGCUUCAAACGUUCCAAAAGGACUGGUUUUUGCAACUGUAGCAUGUUUAUUUACACCUCAGAUUGCCCAAAGUGACYCCUCUGUGCAGCAGAAUCAAGAAGAGAGAGUUCACCAGACGUCCUACAGUCAUGCACCUCGGGUCGGUCCGCUUUGACCUCCUGACCCUGCUGAGCGCGCUCCUGUUCUGGGGUCCGCUGGAGUCCAGCGGGCAGAACGACACAGAGCCCAUCAUCCUGGAGGGGAAAUGCUUGGUGGUGUGCGACUCCAGUCCUUCGUCCGAGCCCGCCGGCACGGCUUUGGGCAUGUCCGUCCGCUCCGGCUCCGGACGAGUGGCCUUCUCAGCCAGCCGCCAGACCAACCACGAGCCCACGGACAUGAGCAACCGCACCAUGAUCAUCUACUURGAUAACAUCAUGGUCAACGUGGGGACACAUUUCGACCAAGAGAGCAGCGUCUUUGUGGCUCCACGCAGAGGGGUGUACAGCUUCAACUUCCAUGUUGUCAAGGCCUACAACAGGCAAACUAUUCAGGUUAGCCUGAUGGUGAARGGCUGGCCGAUGAUUUCGGCGUUCGCUGGGGACCAAGACGUGACCAGAGAAGCUGCCACCAACGCUGGCCUGGUGAUUAUGGAGAAGGGCGACAAGGCUUACCUCAGACUUGAAAGGGGCAAUCUGAUGGGAGGCUGGAAGUACUCCACCUUCUCUGGCUUCCUGGUCUUCCCCUUGUGAGAAGGAUGGAAAGUUUUAGUGCUACGAUGAUAACAAAAGGAAAAAUGAGUGAAAUGGGGAAGUAAUGGGGUGGGGGGUGAAAAGAGUACAACCUCAAUUCUGAUAAAGUUGGAACGCUGUGUAAAAUGUAACAAAAAUAAGGAAGUAAAUCUAAUAAACUCACAUUUUAAUUCAUAUGAAACAUAUUAAACAUAUCACGUUUAAACUAAGAAUUAAAUUUAGAACUUCAUGGCCAUGAAUUCGUGACAGGGUCCCAUUCUUCUUCUAUCAACAGUCUGUAAAGGUUUUGGAGGAGACUCAAGUCCUGAUUUUGUCUGAUGUGGAAUUCAACUAUUCAAGAGGCCUGGGUCUUCUUUGCUGGAUGGAAAACAUGUUGUUCUAAAGCCUGUUGCUGCAGUGAUGGUACCUUUGUGUCAGCUGCUCAUGUCAGAGGCACUAAUGCACCCCUAUACCAUUAGAAAGGCAGUUUUGAAUUGAGUGCUGAUGAUAUGAUGGUUCUUCUCUUUAGCACAGAGGACAUGGUUUCCAAAAAGAUUUUCAAAUUUUGAAUCGUCUGACUACAGAUUACUCUUAUCAAAUUGCAAAUUAUUUCAAAAAAGAGGGAAAAGGUCCAGUUAGUGACCGGCAUAAAUAAGUGAGAAGUAAAUGUGAACAUUAGGAGUCUCAACAGUGAUGGAGCACUGAUUGUUUUUCCAAUUUUAGUAACACAAGGCACUAUAAUCACUUACUAGAGUUUAGCUCUACGUUGAUUAACGAUCCCAACAAGUUUUUCACAGCAGCUUUAAGCACCUGAUGUCACCUGCUGAGUGGCAAGGGCUUUGUCUCAGCUCAUUAGAAAUGAGCUUUGGUCCAUGCAGUGAAGACGAUAGUGUUUCUGAAUGGUGUUCAUGAAGGGCUUCUUUUUUGAAUGAUAGAGCUUUAAUCAGUAUUUAUGAAUGAUACCGCAAUGAUUUUUGUAGUGUUCCUCCUUGUGCAGUGAUGAACAGGUCUGUUUUUAAUCCAGUGCUGCCUGAAGAUCAUGAACAUCCAGUAUUAGCUUUCAGCCUGAGCCAGAGAUUUCUGCAGAUUCUUGGAAUAUUUUGAUGAAGAUAUGAGCUGUAGUUAUUGGGAUAUUCAAAGUCUUCUCAGUUUUUCCAUUAAGGCACAUUAUUCUGAACUUGUUUCACUAUUUUUAGACUCAGUUUUGUGCAGACUGGUYAACCUCUGCUCAUCCACUUCUGAGCGAUCCAGCCUCUCUAAAAUGCUACUUUGUUAUUUAGUCUUUUUACUGACCUGUUUCCAGUCCUAGUUAGUCGCAGAUGUUUCUUUUUUAUAGCACUUACUCAAACUUUAGUUGAUCCUGUUCCCAUUUUUUUGUUUUGAUCAAUUGCUGCCAUAAAAUUCAAAAUAACCUUUUUUUAAAAAGCAUUUUUUAUGUUUAAAUAUUUUAUGUUUAUUUGCUUCAUUGAGCCCUGUGAUGAACUUACAACCUGUUCAGGGUGUACCCUGCCUCUAACACAGUGACUGCUGAACAUGGGCUCCUGGUAAAGAUAAAGCAGGUAUAUGUAUGUAUGUAUGUAUGUAUGUAUGUAUGUAUGUAUGUAUGUAUGUAUGUAUGUAU